This is a messenger RNA of Nylanderia fulva, 1544 nucleotides long. RefSeq names its product calreticulin (gene Calr). Gene Ontology annotation, biological process: protein folding; ERAD pathway. Gene Ontology annotation, cellular component: endoplasmic reticulum membrane; endoplasmic reticulum. Gene Ontology annotation, molecular function: calcium ion binding. The record is from RefSeq and is a predicted model, not a curated record. NCBI's taxonomy places the organism in Eukaryota, Metazoa, Arthropoda, Insecta, Hymenoptera, Formicidae.
GUCCGCCGAGGGAACACUAUCGGCCAGUUCGUCGUGGUGGCAGGUGCCUGUUUCGUUGUCGUCUCUUCGGGAUCACGUCGUCCUGUCGGCGUCCGAAUAUGCGGUCUCCCUGUGCGUUCGUCGUACUCCUAGUGGUCGCCCUUGCUGCGGCAGAGAUUUACCUGGACGAAAAGUUCAGCGAUGAUUCAUGGGAGAAGACCUGGGUCUACUCCGAGCAUCCAGAUAAGGAAUUUGGAAAAUUUGUUUUAACUCAUGGAAAGUUCUGGAAUGAACGAGAAAAUGAUCUAGGUAUUCAGACAUCACAGGAUGCAAGGUUUUAUGCUCUUAGUAAAAAAUUCAAGCCAUUUAGCAACAAGGAUAAGACCCUUGUCAUUCAAUUCACUGUUAAACAUGAGCAAAACAUAGACUGUGGUGGUGGAUAUCUCAAAGUAUUUGAUUGCUCACUCGAUCAGAAAGGUCUGCAUGGAGAAAGUCCAUACCACAUUAUGUUUGGACCUGACAUUUGUGGACCAGAUCAAAAAGUGCAUGCCAUCUUUAGCUAUAAAGGCAAAAAUCUUUUAAUUAAUAAGGAAAUUCGCUGCAAGGAUGAUAUCUACACACAUUUGUACACAUUGAUUGUUAAACCCGAUAAUACGUACAAGGUACUCAUCGAUAACGAGGAAGUAGAGUCUGGCGAAUUGGAAGCAGACUGGAAUUUCCUGCCUCCAAAGAAGAUCAAGGAUCCAUCUCAAUCUAAGCCUGCAGAUUGGGAUGAUAAGAUAAGCAUCGACGAUCCGGAAGAUAAAAAGCCCGAAGAUUGGGACAAACCCGAGCACAUUCCUGAUCCUGAAGCUGUCAAACCUGAAGAUUGGGAUGACGAAAUGGAUGGCGAAUGGGAAGCACCCAUGAUCGAUAAUCCUGACUACAAGGGCGAAUGGAAACCGAAACAAAUCGACAAUCCCAAUUAUAAGGGACCAUGGAUUCAUCCCGAAAUCGAUAAUCCUGAAUAUACGCCUGAUUCCGAGCUAUACAAGCGUGAUGAGAUCUGCGCUGUUGGCUUUGAUCUGUGGCAGGUCAAAUCUGGUACUAUUUUCGAUAAUGUUCUAAUCACCGAUGAUCCGGAAAUUGCGCGUAAAUUCGGAGAGGAAGUUUGGAAACCUACUUUGGAAGGCGAAAAGAAAAUGAAGGAAGCGCAAGACGAAGAGGAAAGAAAGCAAAGGGAUAAAGAAGUAAAAGAAAGCGAAACCAAGGAUGAUGAAGAUGACGAGGAUGAAGAAGAAGAGAACGUUGUACCAGAUACUGAAGAACAUGACGAGUUGUAAAUAUAAAUAAAUGUGUCGCGCGUGGACAUAAACACACACAACAGACUGUAUUCCAGGAGCUUUGUGGCCGCGACACGAAUUAAUUCUUCACAGGCACAAAAUUGUAAUCUAAAAACAUUGCAAUAGCGAAGAGAACAGGAUAAUAGCCUCGUCGAUUCUGUCGUCCGCCAUAUUGUCCACGAGGACGUCACAUUAAAUUCGGUUUUAAGUAUCAAAAUAAAGUCUCGCCCAAUUUUUCCAACA